Molecule: messenger RNA, 3806 nt
Organism: Paramisgurnus dabryanus
Lineage: Eukaryota; Metazoa; Chordata; Actinopteri; Cypriniformes; Cobitidae
Product: natural killer cell receptor 2B4-like
Source: RefSeq, a predicted model, not a curated record
UGAUCAUCUGAUAAUUGUAGUGUUUGUGAUACCAUAAACACUGCAAACUUUUUACUUUAAUCAACUUUAAUUUGCAAUUCAUUUCAACCUUCAUUGACUAUACAAAGUUGAUUUAGCUUACAUUAUUUCAACAUAUUUUUAUAAUUUAUAGCAACUCCUCACUUUUAAAUAAAGCUGAAAUUAAUGGUAAUUUUGAGUUGAUUAAACCUAAACAUUUACAACAAAGUACAAGAAGGAAUCCUUAAAGUGCAGAGAUCUUCAGAGCAGAAACGGCUACAGUUUCAAGAUUUCGUGAUAUGUUGAGGACCAUGACAAAGUUUAUUUUACUCUGUCUGUGCUUUCUGACUGUGCCGGGUGUGUUUGGUGAUGAAGUGAAGUCAGUGUCAGUGAUGGAGGGUGAUUCUGUUACUCUACAGACUGAUACUGUGAAGCAGAAAGAUGAUCGGAUUGUGUGGUAUUAUGGACCUGAAAACACUUUUGUAGCAAGAAUCAAUGGAAAGGCCAACAGCAGCAUGUUAUCUGAUGAUGAGAGAUUUAAAGACAGAGUAAUGGUGGAUAAUCAGACUGAAGAUCUCAUCAUCACAGAUGUCACACCUCAAAACUCUGGAGAUUAUACAGUCAAGAUCAGCAGCAACAAUAAAGUCUCAUACAAGAAAUUCAGCGUUAAUGUCUAUGCUCGUCUGCCUGUUCCUGACAUCAGCAGUAACUCAUCACAAUGUUCAUCAUCAUCAAGAUGUGUGUUGUUUUGUUCAGUGUUGAAUAUGAGAGAUGUGAGUCUGUCCUGGUACAAAGGAAACAGUUUAUUGUCCAGCAUCAGUGUGUCUGAUCUCAACAUCAGACUCUCUCUACCUCUGGAGGUUGAAUAUCAGGAUACAAACACAUACAGCUGUGUGGUGAACAAUCCAAUCAGCAACCAGACUCAGCAUCUCAACAUCAAGAAUCUCUGUCAGACGUGUUCAGGUAGUUCAGAUACAACAGAUUCUCCUAUCUUUAUAAUUCCAGUAAUAUUAGCUCUUAUACUCUGUGUAAUCAUCAUCAUCACUGUUGUCUACAAACUCAGAAGAGCCCUCAAAUCAAAACUCAAGAAACCAUUACAUGCUAAAGUACCUCUGAAUGAUGAAGAAAAGAUCAUGAGAUCCAGCAGCAUGUAUGAUGACGGAUAGCAGGAAACUUCAUGCAUGUGGUACCAUACUGAAACUUUGAAAAAUACAUGGGCACAUUUUAAAUGGGACCGAGUGGGACUCAUUUUAGCCCAGUAAUGUUCAAGAAAGACCAGACAAUAUUUCUUUGUGUGGAAAGUAAACAUCUGUGCACAUUCCUUUCUCAAGUUGCUCAGCCCUAAGAUGAACAUAUUUCUAUGUAUUCAUACCUCCCUUUAUGAAAGAACUAUCACCUAAAGCAAGUGCAAAGAACAGUAGAGGGAAUGAGUUUUCACUGCAUGUUUUAUCUUUUUUUUUUUAUAUAUAAACUUUUGCCAUAAUGCAACUCUGAGUCAUUUUCUAAAUGAAAACAGAUUUAGUGAACUGGAUCUAAACCUUGGAUCUGAUCUCAUGGGCUUGCCAGACCGUUGUACUAGAUUUAGGUCUGAGUGAAUUUGGCAAGACCAUGACAGUACUAUGUUCUGUGUGGGGACACGUGGAGUUAUAUUGUGUAUGUGGCUUCCACGUGUUUCCAGUGUCUUGUCGCUGUCAUGGUCUUGCCAGACCUUUGUGUGAGAUUCCAGGUCUGAUUUCAGAGGGCAAGAUCAUGGCAGCAUUGUGUUUUGUGUGGGAACACGUGUUUUCACAUCAUGUAUGUGUGUCACAUGUUCCCAGUGUCUUGUCACUUUCACCCUACUCCCUUAUGUACUCGUGUCUUACGUAAUUAAUUAUGUUCACCUGUUCCCCAUUGAUGUCGUGUCUUUAUAAUGCCCUCUUGUUCUCUGUCGUGUGCUCGUUCGUUCGUCUUGAUUCAGUGUGUUUUGUUCCCGUCAUCCGGGUUACCUGAAUCUUUCUCAGUCUUCUGUUAUUUUUGUAUCCCGUGUUUGUUCCUGGUUUUGUGUCACAUCUUUAGUGUUAUUAUCUGUUUUACCCCCACGUGGGUUUUUGUGGUUGUUUAAUAAACCUUCAGUUUAUUAUUUACGUCGUGUCUGCGUUUGGGUUCUCUCCUCCAUUAUUUGUGCCGUGACAUCUGAAGCCUAUAGAUCCAUAGUUGGAUCUUUCAUUGUGUAUACACAUUUUAUUUACAAGGGUAAAUAUAACUGUAAUACCGGAUGUUAAAUAAUCAACUUUGGGUCUGUUUAUGGAGAGACAUUAAAAAACAAUAAAACUUCGGUUGGGGCCUUCAUCUACAUUUGACCCUCAGGUUGAACUGGUUACAGACAUGCAAUUCUUUGUUCUUCUAAUCUCUUCGUCACAAAGGCUUUUGCACUGUUAGCCUUCAGGCUCACAUCAUUGGGUAUGUGCUGAAUAUAUAUGAUAAUAUGUAUAUAUGUUGUUCUGAGAUUGCAAUUUUAUAUUCAUGUGUGGUUUCAUUUUAAAGGUCAUGGUGUGGUGAGAAAAAAUGUCUAAUUUCUGUUAUUCUAAGAUAAAGUGGAUCAAAGUUAAGAACUUUGAACAUCAUACACUCCUGUGAGAGGUGUGUCUUCCUAAGGAAGAUCUAGUUUACAGAUGGCUAACAACUCCUAUUUGAUGAUCCAGGUCACAAGAACCUGACCAACCAAAACCUGAUAUGGGACUUUAUGACUCUUGUCUCACGCUGUGUAUAAAAGGUGGCCUGGCAACAUAUUCGGGGAGGCAUUCUGUUCAGAAGCUCUAACACUAUGUGUGUGUUAAAACAUCAUGGAAGAAAUCUUUAACAAGAAUCUUCCUAGACCACUUUGUGUGUCUUUGAUUGACAGGUAUGAUUUUGACUUUGUGCUGAUCUUUUUAGUUGUGGAUAUUUUUGGAUUGAUGAAUGAUUGAUUUAAGUGAUUUAAGUGGCUAUACUUUCGUUGGGCCGAUGGGUGGUACCUUUCAUAACCGAGCACAAAAUAAUAAAAAUUAUUCUUGCUAUUUUAAACUUUUGCUAUAUUAUAUCACUUUGAGUUAAAUUAUGCAGAGUGUACCUGUAUAUAUUGAUAUAAGUUUUUAAACUAUAUGCAAUGUUACAUAAGUAACACAUUGGGCACUAUCUUGCACCCAGCGCAAUUGACUUUGUCAGUGACGCAUGUACCAUUCGUAUUUUGCACCUGCGCACAGUGGGUUUUUCCCUCCACAGACGCAUGUCGGCAAACUAGGGAAUGAACUUGCGCUCCCUGCGCGGUUCAGCACAAAAAAGGGGGCGUGCUCCGGCGCAAACCAUCCCUGAUGCUAUUUUGCAGUUUCAAAAAACAAUUGCGCCACUGACCAAAAAAAAAAGUUUAAAGUCAGUGGCGCGUUGCGCGUGGUUCAUUAUGCUAUUUUAAGGGCGCAUGCUUGACCAUAAUGUAUAGCGUGCACAACGUGCACACACUUUGCUUUUCUAAUCUACACAGAUGCAACAGUUAUUUUUGCAAAUCAUAAAUUGUUACAAUAAAAAAUGUUAACACAUGAGAUAAGGGAAAUCAUAGUGGUGAGCAUUGUGGUGAUAGGUUUUAUUUAUUGUGUGGCUACAUUACAAAAUUCUCAUGCAAAUAACAAUUAAAAUAUUUUCAUAAGUUUGUUGUGUGGCUGUAUUACGUUUAUUUUAUGUAAAUAAUAAUUAAAAUGUUUUCAUAAGAAACCUUAAUGUAUAUGAACUUGAUUUGUAAGUGUACUUUGGGGUUGGACUGCUUGCGUUUCUUGGCUUUCAGCGGUGAGGGUGGACGC